Merops nubicus (carmine bee-eater) is the source of this 2145-nucleotide messenger RNA. It is a transcript of the gene LAMP1, whose product is annotated as lysosomal-associated membrane protein 1. Gene Ontology annotation, cellular component: membrane. The record is from RefSeq and is a predicted model, not a curated record. The transcript has 8 exons. The annotation marks the transcript as partial. Lineage: Eukaryota; Metazoa; Chordata; Aves; Coraciiformes; Meropidae.
UUAACCACUUGUUGUUCUUAACAGGCUUUUUACAGGUUUCCUCUUCAUUUGAGGUGAAAGACUCAAGUGGUAAGGUCUGCAUCAUUGCUGACCUGACAGCAGCCUUCUCAGUGGAGUACAAAAGCAAUGGGCAAAAAGAGCUGGCACACUUUCUCCUUCCCCAAAACGCUACAGUAGAACCACAGAGCUCCUGUGGCAAAGCCAACACCUCUAAUCCAAUCCUGGUGUUGGGUUUUGGAGCAGGACAUUCAUUAAGCCUGAAUUUCUCAGAAAAUGCAGACAAAUAUGAAGUCGAAGAGCUAGUUUUCCACUACAAUCUGUCAGAUGGGACUUUGUUCCCUAAUGCAACUGCAGGAGAAGUGACAAAAGUGUCUCACAAAACUACUAUUCAGGCAUAUCUGGGCACAAAAUACAUCUGCAUCAACUCCAAGCAUGUCAGUAUGAAGAAUGUGAAUAUUACUUUCAGCAACAUGACUUUGGAAGCCUUUCUCACAAAUGGCACCAUCAGUAAGAACAAGACAGAAUGUGCUGAAGAUAUGCUCUCUACUACUGCUGUAGCACCUACAACCCCUCGACAGACGACUAGCCAGGCUCCAACAACCAGCCCAGCUCCAACAACCAGCCCAGCCCCAACUGCAUCACCCCCAGACCCUGCAGUUGGUAAAUACAACGUGACUGGUCCCAAUGGCACCUGUGUGCUUGCCUCCAUGGGGCUGCAGCUUAAUAUCACCUAUCUGAAAAAAGAUGAAAAGGUGGGUUUGGAUUUGCUGAAUUUCAUCCCUCCUAACACCACCUCUUCUGGGAGAUGUGACAACACGUCUGCCCUCCUGAACCUGACCUUCGAGAGGACCAGUGUCGUCUUCCGCUUCGCCCUGAAUGCAAGUGCUGAAAAAUUCUUCCUGCAAGGUAUGAACAUCAUCACAACUCUGCCUUCUGAAGCAAAAGUUCCACAGUUUGAAGCCACCAACAACAGCAUGAGUGAGCUGAGAGCUACAGUAGGGAACUCCUACAAGUGCAGCAUGAAGGAGAAUCUCCAGGUCACAGACAAAGCCCUUGUCAAUGUAUUUAACGUUCAGGUCCAGGUCUUCAAGAUUGAUGGUGACAAAUUUGGGGCAGUGGAAGAAUGUCAGCUGGAUGAAAACAACAUGCUGAUCCCUAUCAUAGUUGGUGCAGCCCUGGCUGGUCUUGUUCUGAUUGUCUUGAUUGCUUACUUGAUUGGCAGGAAGAGGAGCCAUGCUGGAUAUCAAACCAUUUAAUGACUUGCACUAAAAUCCAGUGUAGGUGAAAAGCAAUUGCAAGAGGCUCAGAAAAAAAAAAACAAACCCACACGUUUCCCCUGAGCUGAGAUUGAUAUUGUAAGGGAACACCUCUUCUUGCAAAUUGCUUCUUCUUUAAAGUCUGCUUUAUUAAAUGUGAAAUCAUCUUGCAGCAUUUAACUAUGCACAAAAAAAAUAACUUUUGAAAAUUCUGGUGUUUAAUUUUGCUAACUAGUUUAAAUAUUUACCCACUUAGAAAAACAAGCUAAAAGUUUUUAAGGGUGCUUUUCUGGAAUUGGCCUAAGGUUGUGUCAGCUAAAGAUACCAGAGAGGGAUGUUGCUAAUUCACACUGACUCUAUUUCAGAACUCUUAACAAAGGGAAAAAAUUCAUUCUCUGUACUGCUGCCAUCCAGCGAUGGUGUUAAUUCCACUGAUGAUGCAUUUAAAAAUUCAGUAACAACUGACAGAAUUGAAAUUGGAAGUCUCAAUUUCACCUUGUCUCUUGGGUGUGUUGUUUUGUACUAAGCUUUAAACCCGAUGCCUGGCAGAUGCAGGGUGUGGACGACGCAAUACUCCAACCUUACAGGAACUCUUUAUGAUUGGACAACUCCCCUGUUGGAUAUUUUUGAUGCCACGCCAGCUUGUUAGGAGCUGGCACUUUUUUAAAAUGGGUGUUAUUUUUAUUUACUUUUUUUUUUGUAAAGUGAUUUCAGUCUAUUCUGUUGGAAGGUCCAGAGAGAUCCUGUUACUGCACACGUGUACAAUAUAGAUCUCAAUCUGCUGAUUCUCUUGCUUUAAACUUGGCUGGGGGGUUGUACACUUUAAGGAUCAGUUCUUAUGUAUGCAUUGCCUGUAACAAUGCUAAUAAAGACACUUUUUUUCUGUAUA